AUGCGACUCGUUCCCCCCGCGCUCACCUCCUCGCCUGCCGCGCCUUGUCCAUCCAGCAUGUCCGUCGCUGGACCUGAGGCGCGGGGGCCCUGGGUUCACUGGGCUGCGUUUACCGCACCCUUCCGGGUGCCCGUCGCUGCCUGCCAACGUCGGGGCUGGCGUCCGCUAGCCCUGCGGCCGCGGUACCUUAUCUCCCUCGUAUGUCUCAUGCUCACCAUGCUACUGUCCCUGGAGGGUUUGCGACAAUACAGCAAUCGCGAAGGGGGACUGGUUUUCUUCUACGAUACCGACGACGUCUCGGCCCCGCAGUCCUUCAGUUACAAUUAUGUCCCCAUCAUCAUUGCCCUGUUGCUUGUCAUGGUCUGGACGGUUACCGACUUCGAUGUUCUCCGGUUGGAGCCAUAUUUUCAACUGUCGCGGCCCCAAGGCGCCCCCGCGACCGUCCUGUUCAUCAACUACAACUUCGGUCAAACUAUCCUCACGCCAAUCAAUGCUGCACGUCGCCGCCACUGGGUGGUUCUCUGGGUCUCGGUGGUCACGCUGUCAAUCCGGAUGAUUCUCCCGGCGCUGCAGAGUACAGUGUUCGAGCUUCGAGCAGUCAAUGUGAUUAAUCAGGUGUCAAUGAAAAGUUGGCCGGAUCUGGUGGAUCUGGAGACACAAGCGACAUGGAUGUUGACGCAGGCCAACAACACGGCUGAUUCGCUUCUCUCCUCCUCCGCCGAGCAACUCCGCCGGUCGCGGUCCAAUGAAUAUGCCGUCGCCCCCGUGGAGAUUCCUGCGGACGCCCAGGAGGAAGAGACGCUGUGGCAGCUGGAUCAGGAAGUCUACUGGGCCCAGGUCUCAUGUGAAGAUGUGCCGCUGGACAACAAACUCUCCGUCACCGUCACAACCCCGGAGCAUGGCUUGGGGACUGUGGCGUGGAACGCCACCGGCAUCGAUCUAGACGAUGUGUAUGGAAGUGCCACCACAUGCAAGCUCGACUUCUCCUACGACAGCGUCUUCUUUCCGGGCACCGAUUACCUCCAGGUUCGCUACUGGGAGCCCGUGAUCACCUCGGCCGCCGAAUCCGAGGAUACAAACCGCACCCAGGCCUUCACGGCCACCGGAUGUGACCCCUACGAUCUAUAUGGGAUGAUCAUUGGCGUCAACGCCACCAGUUCCGAUGCCUCAAAUGAUCCCGACUAUGCUGCUUCCGGUAUUGCCUUUGCCUGCGACAUUGCAUAUUACAAGGCCCAAGCCGGUGUCUCGAUGCACUCCAAUAGCUCCAUCGAAGCCCUCACCAUCAAACCCGCCACCACCCAGAUACUGACUAGCACGGAGCUGAACAUCGACCACUUCCAAGCCCUACUCUCCCAAUGGGCCCCCUAUACUAGCGAUAUGCUCUUCAUUCGCGAAAAUACCACCACUGGUGGCCGCACGGUGACCGAAUUGCCGGUGAUUAGCCAAGAACUCGGUGACCUUCAACCACUUCUUGUCCUCGACACCUCCACCAUUAUGACCAAAGCCGAAUUCGAAGCAAAAAUCACCCGUGAUGUGAAACAAACGUUCAUUCUGACUCUUGGUCGUCUUUUUGACCCCGACGUUUCCACCAUAAUCCCCGCCAGUCGCGUCACCAACCAAGUGGCCAUUGCCAUCGUCAACUUUGCCGCGCUAUGGUCAGAGCUCAUUUUGGCACUGGCCACCCUAACGGCUCUCUACCUGCUGUAUCUAUACCGCUCUCGGGAAACUUUCCUGCAAAGCGACCCUGGUUCCAUCGGUGCCAUGUGCAGCAUCGCAGCCGAUGUCUUCCAUCCGUCUAAUGUCUUGGCCGAGCCCAAUGCUGAAUUCCACCAAUUCUCAACCCGCCAGAUGCGUCGAAUCUUCAAAACAGCUCGUUGCCAUUGGCGGUCAGACCCAUCGGGAGACAAGUUGGAAAUUCUCGCAGAGGACGGCUCGCCGGUGCAGCUCGGGGAGAGCUUACGCGUCCACGUCGACCCAAUGCCCCACUUCCUAGUCAUCCCCUUCUUCAUUAUCGAAUUUUUGGCGUUAGCAGCGGUGAUCAUUCUCAUGGCGCUGGUGACGUCCUCGCUCGCUCGAGAUGGCCGAUUGCGACAUCUGAGCCAGUCCGACUCCAGCUCGCUCCAGGUGACUCUGUCCUUUCUGCCUUCCGUCGUGGCGUCCUGUGUGAGCUCUCUAUGCACCUCAAUCCACCGGAACCUCAGUGUUCUGGAGCCUUGGGUUCAUCUCCAGAGAGGGAAGGCCCCAGCGAAAGCAUCCCUAUCGCUCAAUUACUCUUCCCAGAGUCCGUUCGUCAUCUUCUUCAAAUCGAUCCGCGAUCGGCAUGUCCUGCUUGGCCUGGUUUCCCUGGCUUGUGUGGUCAAUAUGGUUCUGACGGUCGUGGCGGGUGGCUUGUUUACGCAAGAACUCAACUCUUCCUCUAUGCCGACGCAGGACUUAACCAUGAACUACAGCCAAUCCGUGUUCUUGCGGACCGACUUUGCGGCAGAGUUCACUGAAUAUGAUUUGAUUCAGACGAGCAUUACUAGCGGGGUCCCUAUGCUGUCCUGGACGAGUCCUAACCAGUCGUUUAUCCCGCUCCAUAUUCACAACCGUAACCCGGAGGUGCUGUAUGGCGCCACCACACUCGGUGUUGGGGCCCAUCUCCAGUGCAAAUCCCUCUCCCCUGCCGUGGGCCUGGUUCAGAAUGCAACAUCUGGUCAUGAAUACUGGCGCUAUACUAUGUUCGACAACGCCUCACACGAGUGCAUCGCGGCCAUGCCGGACUUGAAGAGUAAAGAUGAAGGGAUUGCGCUGUCGAUUCACUUUCUGUCCCCCAGUGAUAGUAACCAGUCGGAGGUCUGUCAAACUUCGAGCGUUCUUGUCGUUGGCCGCUGGCACUACAAGGCAAACACUGCGAUCACCGAAAACAACACGGUCGCCGUGCAUUGUGAGCCUCAUGUUCGGAUGCAGAAUUACUCUCUUUUGUUCGACCAAAAGGGCCAGAUCGACGACCAGAACCCCAUUGCGAACACCUCGAUCACCGCAGGCGAAAUCUACGACAAUGCGACAGUCAGCUUGGGCCAGUUUAACAAAGUAUUUGCCGCCAUCCCUGAGAGUUAUGUGGGCAAUACCACAACUCGGAACGGAACCUACAACAUCUCUUCCUACGACUGGGCCGGUUUUCUCGUGGCACGUUUAUACCAGCAAUAUGAUCCAGAUUUCGAUUCUCUGGAUGUUGAGCGCCUAACAGACCUAACCCAGGUAGUGUACAAGUGGGUCUAUGCCACCUACUUUUCCAUAUGGAACGAAAUCUACCUGGAACCUCUAGAGCACCCACUUUCAGCGACCAAUGCUACUGUCAUCCAGAGCACUUGGGGCAUGGUGCCAUCCGUGCCAUCACUGACCAUGGCCUUGAUCAUCAUCGUGUUUGACACGCUCGUUGUGUUGGUGGUUUUUGGCACCCGCCGAGGCCGAUUCCGAGGCCCGCGGAUGCCCCGCUCCCUUGGCGCAAUCAUUCCCUGGAUCGCACACAGCCGCAUGCUUGGCGAUUUCAACGAUACCCACAAAUGGACUAGCACCCAGCGUCGGGAUCAUCUCUCAUCCUUGGACAAACGCUACGGCUUCCGGCACUUCAUGGGCCCAGACGGCCGCUGGCGGUUUGCCGUGGAUGAAGAGCCUCCUGACGUCAAGUCUCCUACUGAAAACCCGCAACCUGGCCCUCCCCAGAACGACGCUGAAGGAGAGGCCAACAAAAGCACGUCGAUACAACUGCAGGAACUGUCAGGACUGCAGCCUCGGACGAGGAACUAA
Messenger RNA from Penicillium canariense, 3789 nucleotides. RefSeq names its product DUF3433 domain-containing protein. The transcript is spliced from 3 exons. NCBI's taxonomy places the organism in Eukaryota, Fungi, Ascomycota, Eurotiomycetes, Eurotiales, Aspergillaceae. Bases 1 to 3789 code for a protein of 1262 amino acids. The record is from RefSeq and is a predicted model, not a curated record.